AUGGCGAAGGGACUCGGUGCCCAAAACCUACCGGCCGACGUGACUCAGGUGAUCGAUCAGCUGGAGCGCCACUGCUUGGCACCCGAUGGAUCUCUCGUCUCCAAAUCCGCCUACUACGAUCUCCAACUAGCCAGAGAGGAAAUGUCGAGGGAGAGACUACGUUACUUAGAAGCCAUGGCACUGUAUUGCGAGGCAGUUGCGAUGGUGGAAGAGUUUCAGCAGGCUGUUUCAGCGGCCAACUUUGGAGGAAUUCGAGAGGUUCAGGGCCUAUAUCCACAGCUUGGUUUGAAGAACUCUCCUCAGGUUUAUGAGGCUCUUGAGCACAAGCUGGUCGUUGCAGAAGCCAAUCAAAGGUUAAGGCUUCCACUUAUUUCUAAAGAUGGUGAGAUUCAGGAGGAAGAAAUUGAGAAAUGUAGUAUAAUGUCAAGAAGCUCCCUUGAUAGUACGAGUACCAGCGUCACUAUAAGCUCAAGCUCAAACUCAAACUCAAUGAACUACACAAAUAUUUCUGCAAUUGGGACUGGUGGUACGACAAAUAAUGCUCUUUCUGGUGGUGCUACUGAUGCAGCAGAUCCUGGAGUUGGUGGUGUUCCUAAUCGAUUCCUUGGAAUAACAGCUGUUUACUUGCGACAAACUCAACUCCAGCAUGCACCACUAUCUACGGACAUGGCAGAAUACCAGAUGUCACUUUUCCAUGAGAUAGAGAGCCGUUUAAAAGCAAAAUGCGAUAAGUUAGCUGAUGCCUGCAUAUUAGAUGAGUUUGAUGUCUCCUCAACUGGUAAUCCAAAUACAAGUGCUCGACUUCCAGAAAGAGUAAAGUUAAUUAUUGAGGAUAUUGAGAGGGAAGAAACAGCUCUGCAAGAGGAUCUAUAUUCUGUGGAUAGAAAAUUCGUGGAGUAUUACAAUGUUUUAGAGCAGAUACUUGGUGUGCUUAUCAAGCUUGUCAAAGAUUUGAAGUUGGAACACCAACAUAAAUACGAUGAGUUGCAAAAAACUUGGCUUUGCAAAAGGUGUGAGACCAUGAGCGCAAAAUUGAGUGUUCUGGAGCAUAUUCUCCUGCUUGAGACUUAUACUCAGGAAUCAAUUCCAGCACUCCACAAAAUAAGGAAAUAUCUGGUUGAAGCUACCGAAGAAGCUUCCCUGGCAUACAAUAAAGCUGUAUGCUUCUUUAGUAUUUAGUUCUUUACUAUAUUGCCAGAUAGUUUGUUCAUGAGUGUGCAUCUUCUUUUUUUUCUGGGUACUGAGCAUACUCCUUUUUUUAAGCAACAGAAGAUUUUAGAGAUGUAUGAUAGUAACUUAGUUAUCACACACUUCUCUAAUCUCCGCGUGGUUGAGUCUAUGAGGGAUCCAUUGGCUGGUGAGGCCAAUUUCUAUGGAUGCUUGGAAGAGUUAUAUGUUUAUUUUUGUCCUUAUCUUUCAAUAUACUAGUCCAAGGUGUAAAUCAGGUUGCAAUUUACCUAGAAGAUUACGUAUUUAGGUGUAUUCGUAUAUAUGUGAUUUAACUGGGAGGAAACCCAGAUAAACAAAAGAAAAAAAAUAAAUAACUAUUUUGCUAUGUCUGACAAUUUUCUAUCAAAAGGCCAAAGGAUAUGACCCUUUAUUUAUCUCCUUUCAUAGGGAUUAUAAUAGUAUUUGUGACUAUGUGUGUGUGUUUUGUGAGUUGCUGUCUUCUCUUUUUUGGUCGUGUUAGCCUCACAAAAGUUCUAAUGGUUAAAAUUGUUACCAGGUUACACGUCUUCGGGAGUACCAAGGUGUUGAUCCUCACUUCGACACAAUUGCAAGGCAGUACCAAGACAUUGUUAAGAAAUUGGAAAACAUGCGAUGGACAAUUCACCAAGUUGAAAUGGACCUGAAUCGCUUACCUGAUCACCCAAGCACGUAAUGUAUCUUGUUGCAUUUGGUUUUGUAUUUUUGAGAUUGUACUUUCAUACUGCAUUGAAAUUAACAUGGAGUUGUUUUGUGAAUCGUGCAUAUGAUAUUGGGAAAGAAAAAAAGAAGAGAUGAUCUUGAUUAUUCUGUGCAUGUUUGCACCUGCGUUUCUUGCAUUCAUGCAAUAUUAUCAUUUGAUCACGAGAACCAUGUGUUACUUUAAAGUAAAGGUUGAGAUAUUGUACAGGUUUAAGGUUGAGAA
Molecule: messenger RNA, 2131 nt
Organism: Ilex paraguariensis (yerba mate)
Lineage: Eukaryota; Viridiplantae; Streptophyta; Magnoliopsida; Aquifoliales; Aquifoliaceae
Source: the annotation of a GenBank genome assembly